UUCCCGCCCUCUAUCCACGACCAGUAGCCCUACCCGUUCGCAUGUCCAACCAUUCUGCAUCGCCCGGAGUAACAGCCACGCAGACUAGAAAAAAGGUAAAACGCACUUUCUAAGGGGAGAGAGUGAGAAGGGAGGGGAGAGAGAAAAACGCCCUGGACACGGAGGGAGACUCGGGUUGAUAAAGCAAGAAAAGUUUUUUUUUAUGAGAGAAAUAAGGUUUGAUUGGGAAGAAGAAUACGUGCUUUUAUCGACUGCUGGGACCGUAGGAGGAGAAGAGAACACUGCCGAAGAUGCUCAAGCUGCUGUGUUAAAGUUGUUGCAACUCAGACUGCUCAUAGACAAACAGGAAGCAAAGAGACAGAGCCCUUGGCCUUGCUUGAGCAAUCCAAAGAAAACCAAGGCAGAAACAAACGACACCAGAGCAUAGACAGAGGACAAGAAAAAACAAAGGAUGGCUGAGGAGGAGGAAACCAGGGAGGUGCUCUUCUCUGACUGGUCGGGUCCAGAAAAACAGGGAAUGACCCUUGAGCAGUCAGGCGAAGGAGAGAUCUAUGUCAAAGAGGUGAAAAUGGAGUCGCCUGCUGGACGCACUGGAAGAGUACACGAGGGUGAUCAAAUUGUGGGUGCCACCAUCUAUUUUGACAACAUGAGUUCCAAGGAGACGACGGAGCUCCUCAAGACCCUAAACAAACACAAGGUUGGACUGAAACUACAGAACAAGGACAAGUCACCAUGCCGCUCCCCCAUGGGCACUCUGUCACCCUGCCGAUCCCCAAUGGGCACUCUGACGUAUGAAGGGAGAGGAAGGGUUGGAGGCUCCAGCCAAGACAUUAUUCUGAGUGGGGAUGAUGAAGAAUACAAGAGAAUAUAUUCCAAGAAGAUUAAGCCCCGGCUGAAGUCUGAGGAUCUGGCGGAGGGCGUGGACGUCCGUACGGAGCGCCACAGCAGCACCAGCACCGACGGCAGCACGAUCACUACCAUCACCCGUCGCAUCACUACCUACACUGUGGACAUGCCAGAGGGCGUGGACGAGCAGCUUGAUCUAACCAGCCCAGAGUUCAAAGGGCAACGGUACGACCAGUCAGGAGGGGGCAGCUCGUCUCAAAUCCGAGUUUUACACGGAAGCGGAAGCUCUUCAGGUGUAGGAGGUGGAUUGGAGGGGGGUGAUUUUGAACUAGGAGGUGAUGGUGUUUCCUUCACUGGGCCGGAUGUAACUAGCUCUUCUGAGAAGCACUGGAGCACUGGAGGGGUGAAGACCACCACUGUUACAAGGCAGAUAGAGGGGGGAGAUGGUGGAGCAGCAGGGAUCAGAUUCAAAGGAUCUAGCUUUGGGAUGCCUGGGGCGAAGGGUCAGCGGGAGUUUGGCCUCUAUAGAGGGGGUGAGCAGGGGGAGCAGGGGGGCUUUCAGGUUUCAGGUGACUCAGCUGACUACCAGGCAGGAUCAGUCAAUGUCACGGCACCUGGAAGAACAACAAAUAUUUCCUCCAGCUCCAUAUCAAUGGGUAAAGGGGAGGUGAGAGGAGUAGACGUUCAUUUGCCUGGUAGAGGCAGUGCAGACUGGCAGGGUAGGGUCGGAGGUUCAGUACCUGGAAUAACUAUUAGUGAUCAACAGGUGAGAGGGUCUGGGAGCGUAGGUCUCUCCAGAGGCAACCAGGGUGGGGUUUCCUUACCCAACAUGCCAGGCAUUGAUACAGGCUUGAAUGGGGGCAAGAUAUCAACAGACAUAAGAGUGCCAACACUUGACAUCAAUACAGGCAUGAAGGAGUCUGGCUCAGUGAAAAUGUCUGUAAAAGAAACAACAAUGGAAAGCAAACUCAAAGGUGGCAUCAAAAUGCCAUCAUUUGGACUGAACACUGGAGGUGCAGACAGCGAUGGAGAUGUUAAACUACCGAAGGUCAAGGGUAGUGUAGAUGUUUCGGUACCUGGGGUAGAUGUAGAUUUAUCAGGCGCAUCUAUGAAUAUGAAAGGAGGAAAGACGAUAGGUUCACGUGUUGAUAUAGAAGGUCCAGAAGGCGGAUUCAAGAUACCCAAAGAAAAGAUACCAUCAUUUGGAGUCAGAGGAGCCGGACUUGAGGGUCCUGGUAUCGAUGUCAACCUACCAAAAACUGACAUUGACAUCAGAGCUCCCAAAGUAGAUAUUGAAGUGCCAGAUGUUGACAUUGAAGGUUCAGGAGGAUUUAAAAUGCCAAAGGUGAAGAUGCCCUCAUUUGGAAUCAAAGGCCCUAAACUUGAGGGUCCAGAUAUUGAUGUCAACCUACCUAAAGGUGACAUUGACAUCAAGGGACCUAAUGUUAACAUCAAAGGUCCAGAACUUGACUUCGAAGGCCCUGAUGGGAAAAUCAAGGGUCCAAAAUUCACGAUGCCAUCAAUGUCAGGCCCAAAGGUCUCAAUGCCUGAUAUGGACAUCAAUCUGAAAGGCCCAAAGGUGAAGGGGGAUUUGGGUAUGUCAGGAGACCUCAAAGCACCCAAAGUAGACAUAGAAGGUCCAGAUGUUGACAUUGAAGGUUCAGGAGGAUUUAAGAUGCCAAAGAUGAAGAUGCCCUCAUUUGGAAUAAAAGGAUCUAAAUUGGAGGGUCCAGAUAUUGAUGUCAACCUACCAAAAGCUGACAUUGACAUCAAGGCUCCCAAAGUUGACAUUAAAGGUCCAUCAAUAUCAGGACCAAAGAUCUCAAUGCCCGAUGUGGACUUCAACCUGAAAGGCCCAAAGGUGAAGGGGGAUUUGGGUAUGUCAGGAGACCUCAAAGCACCCAAAGUAGACAUAGAAGGUCCAGAUGUUGACAUUGAAGGUUCAGGAGGAUUUAAGAUGCCAAAGAUGAAGAUGCCCUCAUUUGGAAUCAAAGGAUCUAAAUUGGAGGGUCCAGAUAUUGACGUCAACCUACCAAAAGCUGACAUUGACAUCAAAGCUCCCAAAGUUGACAUUAAAGGUCCAUCAAUAUCAGGACCAAAGAUCUCAAUGCCCGAUGUAGACUUCAACCUGAAAGGCCCAAAGGUGAAGGGGGAUUUGGGUAUGUCAGGAGACCUCAAAGCACCCAAAGUAGACAUAGAAGGUCCAGAUGUUGACAUUGAAGGUUCAGGAGGAUUUAAGUUGCCGAAGAUGAAAAUACCCUCAUUUGGAAUCAAAGGACCCAAAGUUGAGGGAGAUGUUGAUGUCAAACUACCUAAAGGUGACAUUGACAUCAAGGGACCUAAUGUUAACAUCAAAGGUCCAGAACUUGACUUCGAAGGCCCUGAUGGGAAAAUCAAGGGUCCAAAAUUCACGAUGCCAUCAAUCUCAGGCCCAAAGAUCUCAAUGCCCGAUGUGGACUUCAACCUGAAAGGCCCAAAGGUGAAGGGGGAUUUGGGUAUGUCAGGAGACCUCAAAGCACCCAAGGUAGGCAUAGAAGGUCCAGAUGUUGACAUUGAAGGUUCAGGAGGAUUUAAGAUGCCAAAGAUGAAGAUGCCCUCAUUUGGAAUAAAAGGAUCUAAAUUGGAGGGUCCAGAUAUUGAUGUCAACCUACCAAAAGCUGACAUUGACAUCAAGGCUCCCAAAGUUGACAUUAAAGGGCCAUCAAUAUCAGGACCAAAGGUCUCAAUGCCCGAUGUGGACUGCAAUCUGAAAGGUCCAAAGGUGAAGGGAGAUGUAGAUGUGUCAGUGCCAAAGCUAGAAGGAGACAUCAAGGCUCCCAAAGUUGACAUUAAAGGUCCAUCAAUAUCAGGACCAAAGAUCUCAAUGCCCGAUGUGGACUUCAACCUGAAAGGCCCAAAGGUGAAGGGAGAUUUGGGUAUGUCAGGAGACUUGAAAGCACCCAAAGUAGACAUUGAAGGUCCAGAUGUUGACAUUGAAGGUUCAGGAGGAUUUAAGAUGCCAAAGAUGAAGAUGCCCUCAUUUGGAAUCAAAGGAUCUAAAUUGGAGGGUCCAGAUAUUGAUGUCAACCUACCAAAAGCUGACAUUGACAUCAAAGCUCCCAAAGUUGACAUUAAAGGUCCAUCAAUAUCAGGACCAAAGAUCUCAAUGCCCGAUGUGGACUUCAACCUGAAAGGCCCAAAGGUGAAGGGGGAUUUGGGUAUGUCAGGAGACCUCAAAGCACCCAAGGUAGGCAUAGAAGGUCCAGAUGUUGACAUUGAAGGUUCAGGAGGAUUUAAGAUGCCAAAGGUGAAGAUGCCCUCAUUUGGGAUCAAAGGACCCAAAGUUGAGGGAGAUGUUGAUGUCAAACUACCUAAAGGUGACAUUGACAUCAAGGGACCUAAUGUUAACAUCAAAGGUCCAGAACUUGACUUCGAAGGCCCUGAUGGGAAAAUCAAGGGUCCAAAAUUCACGAUGCCAUCAAUGUCAGGCCCAAAGGUCUCAAUGCCUGAUAUGGACAUCAAUCUGAAAGGUCCAAAGAUGAAGGGAGAUCUGGAUAUGUCAGGAGACUUCAAAGCACCCAAAUUAGACAUUGAAGGUCCAGAUGUUGACGUUGGAGGUUCAGGAGGAUUUAAAAUGCCAAAGAUGAAGAUGCCCUCAUUUGGAAUCAAAGGAUCUAAAUUGGAGGGUCCAGAUAUUGAUGUCAACCUACCAAAAGCUGACAUUGACAUCAAAGCUCCCAAAGUUGACAUUAAAGGUCCAUCAAUAUCAGGACCAAAGAUCUCAAUGCCCGAUGUGGACUUCAACCUGAAAGGCCCAAAGGUGAAGGGAGAUUUGGGUAUGUCAGGAGACUUGAAAGCACCCAAAGUAGACAUUGAAGGUCCAGAUGUUGACAUUGAAGGUUCAGGAGGAUUUAAGAUGCCAAAGAUGAAGAUGCCCUCAUUUGGAAUCAAAGGAUCUAAAUUGGAGGGUCCAGAUAUUGACGUCAACCUACCAAAAGCUGACAUUGACAUCAAGGCUCCCAAAGUUGAUGUUAAAGGGCCAUCAAUAUCAGGACCAAAGAUCUCAAUGCCCGAUGUGGACUUCAAUAUGAAAGGCCCAAAGGUGAAGGGAGAUUUGGGUAUGUCAGGAGACCUCAAAGCACCCAAAGUAGACAUAGAAGGUCCAGAUGUUGACAUUGAAGGUUCAGGAGGAUUUAAGUUGCCGAAGAUGAAAAUACCCUCAUUUGGAAUCAAAGGACCCAAAGUUGAGGGAGAUGUUGAUGUCAAACUACCUAAAGGCGACAUUGACAUCAAGGGACCUAAUGUUAACAUCAAAGGUCCAGAACUUGACUUCGAAGGCCCUGAUGGGAAAAUCAAGGGUCCAAAAUUCACGAUGCCAUCAAUGUCAGGCCCAAAGGUCUCAAUGCCUGAUAUGGACAUCAAUCUGAAAGGUCCAAAGGUGAAGGGAGAUGUAGAUGUGUCAGUGCCAAAGCUAGAAGGAGACAUCAAGGCUCCCAAAGUUGACAUUAAAGGGCCAUCAAUAUCAGGACCAAAGAUCUCAAUGCCCGAUGUGGACUUCAAUCUGAAAGGCCCAAAGGUGAAGGGAGAUUUGGGUAUGUCAGGAGACUUCAAAGCACCCAAAUUAGACAUUGAAGGUCCAGAUGUUGACGUUGGAGGUUCAGGAGGAUUUAAAAUGCCAAAGAUGAAGAUGCCCUCAUUUGGAAUCAAAGGAUCUAAAUUGGAGGGUCCAGAUAUUGAUGUCAACCUACCAAAAGCUGACAUUGACAUCAAAGCUCCCAAAGUUGACAUUAAAGGUCCAUCAAUAUCAGGACCAAAGAUCUCAAUGCCCGAUGUGGACUUCAAUCUGAAAGGUCCAAAGGUGAAGGGAGAUGUAGAUGUGUCAGUGCCAAAGCUAGAAGGAGACAUCAAGGCUCCCAAAGUUGACAUUAAAGGUCCAUCAAUAUCAGGACCAAAGAUCUCAAUGCCCGAUGUGGACUUCAAUCUGAAAGGCCCAAAGGUGAAGGGGGAUUUGGGUAUGUCAGGAGACCUCAAAGCACCCAAGGUAGGCAUAGAAGGUCCAGAUGUUGACAUUGAAGGUUCAGGAGGAUUUAAGAUGCCAAAGGUGAAGAUGCCCUCAUUUGGGAUCAAAGGACCCAAAGUUGAGGGAGAUGUUGAUGUCAAACUACCUAAAGGUGACAUUGACAUCAAGGGACCUAAUGUUAACAUCAAAGGUCCAGAACUUGACUUCGAAGGCCCUGAUGGGAAAAUCAAGGGUCCAAAAUUCACGAUGCCAUCAAUGUCAGGCCCAAAGGUCUCAAUGCCUGAUAUGGACAUCAAUCUGAAAGGUCCAAAGGUGAAGGGAGAUGUAGAUGUGUCAGUGCCAAAGCUAGAAGGAGACAUCAAGGCUCCCAAAGUUGACAUUAAAGGGCCAUCAAUAUCAGGACCAAAGAUCUCAAUGCCCGAUGUGGACUUCAACCUGAAAGGCCCAAAGGUGAAGGGGGAUUUGGGUAUGUCAGGAGACCUCAAAGCACCCAAAGUAGACAUAGAAGGUCCAGAUGUUGACAUUGAAGGUUCAGGAGGAUUUAAGAUGCCAAAGAUGAAAAUGCCCUCAUUUGGAAUCAAAGGAUCUAAAUUGGAGGGUCCAGAUAUUGAUGUCAACCUACCAAAAGCUGACAUUGACAUCAAGGCUCCCAAAGUUGACAUUAAAAGUCCAUCAAUAUCAGGACCAAAGAUCUCAAUGCCCGAUGUGGACUUCAACCUGAAAGGCCCAAAGGUGAAGGGAGAUUUGGGUAUGUCAGGAGACCUCAAAGCACCCAAAGUAGACAUUGAUUGUCCAGAUGUUGACAUUGAAGGAAUAGGAGGAUUUAAAAUGCCAAAGGUGAAGAUGCCCUCAUUUGGAAUCAAAGGACCCAAAGUUGAGGGAGAUGUUGAUGUCAAACUACCUAAAGGUGACAUUGACAUCAAGGGACCUAAUGUUAACAUCAAAGGUCCAGAACUUGACUUCGAAGGCCCUGAUGGGAAAAUCAAGGGUCCAAAAUUCACGAUGCCAUCAAUCUCAGGCCCAAAGGUCUCAAUGCCUGAUAUGGACAUCAAUCUGAAAGGUCCAAAGGUGAAGGGAGAUGUAGAUGUGUCAGUGCCAAAGCUAGAAGGAGACAUCAAGGCUCCCAAAGUUGACAUUAAAGGUCCAUCAAUAUCAGGACCAAAGAUCUCAAUGCCCGAUGUGGACUUCAAUCUGAAAGGCCCAAAGGUGAAGGGGGAUUUGGGUAUGUCAGGAGACUUGAAAGCACCCAAAGUAGACAUUGAAGGUCCAGAUGUUGACAUUGAAGGUUCAGGAGGAUUUAAGAUGCCAAAGAUGAAGAUGCCCUCAUUUGGAAUCAAAGGAUCUAAAUUGGAGGGUCCAGAUAUUGAUGUCAACCUACCAAAAGCUGACAUUGACAUCAAAGCUCCCAAAGUUGACAUUAAAGGGCCAUCAAUAUCAGGACCAAAGAUCUCAAUGCCCGAUGUGGACUUCAAUCUGAAAGGCCCAAAGGUGAAGGGGGAUUUGGGUAUGUCAGGAGACCUCAAAGCACCCAAAGUAGACAUUGAUUGUCCAGAUGUUGACAUUGAAGGAUCAGGAGGAUUUAAAAUGCCAAAGGUGAAGAUGCCCUCAUUUGGAAUCAAAGGACCCAAAGUUGAGGGAGAUGUUGAUGUCAAACUACCUAAAGGUGACAUUGACAUCAAGGGACCUAAUGUUAACAUCAAAGGUCCAGAACUUGACUUCGAAGGCCCUGAUGGGAAAAUCAAGGGUCCAAAAUUCACGAUGCCAUCAAUGUCAGGCCCAAAGGUCUCAAUGCCCGAUGUGGACUUCAAUCUGAAAGGUCCCAAGCUGAAGGGAGAUGUAGAUGUGUCAGUGCCAAAGAUAAAAGGAGACAUCAAAUCACCGAAAGUAGACAUUGAAGGUCCUGAUGUUGACUUUGAAGGAUCAGGAGGAUUUAAGAUGCCAAAGAUGAAAAUUCCCUCAUUUGGAAUCAAAGGAUCUAAAUUGGAGGGUCCAGAUAUUGAUGUCAACCUACCAAAAGCUGACAUUGACAUCAAUGCUCCCAAAGUUGACAUUAAAGGUCCAUCAAUAUCAGUACCAAAGAUCUCAAUGCCCGAUGUGGACUUCAACCUGAAAGGUCCAAAGAUGAAAGGAGAUUUUGAUUUGUCAGGAGACCUCAAAGCACCUAAAGUAGACAUCGCAGGACCAGAUGUUGACAUUGAAGGUUCAGGAGGAUUUAAGAUGCCAAAGAUGAAGAUUCCGUCAUUUGGAAUCAAAGGAUCUAAUUUGGAGGGUCCAGAUAUUGAUGUCAACCUACCAAAAGCUGACAUUGACAUCAAGGCUCCCAAAGUUUACAUUAAAGGUCCAUCAAUAUCAGGACCAAAGAUCUCAAUGCCCGAUGUAGACUUCAACCUAAAAGGGCCGAAGGUGAAGGGAGAGGUGGAUGUGUCUUUGCCAAAGAUGAAAGGCGACCUCAAAGCACCCAAAGCAGACAUGGAAGGACCCGAUGUUGACAUUGAAGGUUCAGGAGGAAUUAAAAUGCCAAAGAUGAAGAUGCCGUCUAUGUCUGGCCCCAAAAUGUCAAUGCCUGAUGUUGAUUUCAGUCUUAAAGGGCCAAAGUUCAAAGGGGGAGUUGAGGGAGAAAUGAGUACACCCAAAGCUGAAUUUGAUGGAUUGGAUAUCUCAGUAGAGAGUCCAGACAUUGCACCAAAGAAGUCUAAGUUCAAAAUGCCAAAGUUUGGAUUCAAAGGGCCCAAAGUCAAGUCUCCUGAGGUUGAUGUAAAGCUAGCAAAAGCAGAUAUCAAUAUCAAAACACCGAAAGGUAGUCUUCCAGACCUUGACCUUGAUAUUGGGGCUACCAGCCCUAAAGUCAAAGGAUCCAAAUUCAAAAUGCCUAAAUUUGGAUUCAAAAGUCCGAAGGUAGAGAUGCCAGAUGUAGAUGUUAAUCUUCCUAAAGCUGACAUUGACUUCAAAGGACCCAAUGUCGAUAUUAAAGGUCCUCAUAUUGACAUUGAAAGUCCUGAUGUCAAAAUCAAGGGACCAAAAAACAAGAUGCCAUCAAUAUCAGGACCAAAGGUCUCCAUGCCUGAUGUGGACUUCAACUUAAAAGGUCCAAAAAUUAAAGGAGAUAUCAAUAUACCAGUUCCCAAGAUCGAAGGAGACAUCAAAGGUCCAAACGUAGACAUUGAAGGUCCAGAUGGUAAAAUCAAAGGGCCAAAAUUCAAGAUGCCAUCCAUAUCAGGACCAAACAUCUCAAUGCCUGACAUGGACUUCAACCUGAAAGGUCCAAAGGUAAAGGGAGAUUAUGAUGUGUCAGGAGACCUCAAAGCACCCAAAGUAGACAUUGAGGGUCCAGAUGUUGACAUUGAAGGUUCGGGAUUUAAGAUGCCAAAGAUGAAGAUGCCCUCAUUUGGAAUCAAAGGACCCAAAGUUGAGGGAGAUUUUGAUGUCAAUCUACCUAAAGGCGACAUUGACAUUGAAGGUCCAGAAAUUGACAUUGAAGGUCCAGAUGGUAAAAUCAAAGGGCCGAAAUUCAAGAUGCCAUCAAUAUCUGGACCAAACAUCUCAAUGCCUGACAUGGACUUCAACCUGAAAGGUCCAAAGAUGAAGGGAGAUCUGGAUAUGUCAGGAAACCUGAAAGCACCCAAAGUAGACAUUGAAGGUCCAGAUGUUGACAUUGAAGGUUCAGGAGGAUUUAAGAUGCCAAAGAUGAAGAUGCCCUCAUUUGGAUUCAAAGGACCCAAAGUUGAGGGAGAUUUUGAUGUCAAUCUACCUAAAGGCGACAUUGAUAUUGAAGGUCCAGAAAUUGACAUUGCAGGUCCAGAUGGUAAAAUCAAAGGGUCGAAAUUCAAGAUGCCAUCAAUCUCUGGACCAAAGAUCUCUAUGCCUGAUGUGGACUUCAACCUGAAAGGUCCAAAGGUGAAAGGAGAUGUGAAUGUUUCAGUCCCCAAGAUCGAAGGAGAGAUCAAAGGUCCAAACCUAGACAUUGAAGGUCCAGAUGGGAAAAUCAAAGGAUCGAAAUUCAAGAUGCCAUCAAUAUCUGGACCAAACAUCUCAAUGCCUGACAUGGACUUCAACCUGAAAGGUCCAAAGAUGAAGGGAGAUCUGGAUAUGUCAGGAAACCUCAAAGCACCCAAAGUAGACAUUGAAGGUCCAGAUGUUGACAUUGAAGGUUCAGGAGGAUUUAAGAUGCCAAAGAUGAAGAUGCCUUCGUUUGGAUUCAAAGGACCCAAAGUUGAGGGAGAUUUUGAUGUCAAUCUACCUAAAGGCGACAUUGACAUUGAAGGUCCAGAAAUUGACAUUGCAGGUCCAGAUGGUAAAAUCAAAGGGCCAAAAUUCAAGAUGCCAUCAAUAUCAGGACCAAACAUCUCAAUGCCUGACAUGGACUUCAACCUGAAAGGUCCAAAGAUGAAGGGAGAUCUGGAUAUGUCAGGAAACCUCAAAGCACCCAAAGUAGACAUUGAAGGUCCAGAUGUUGACAUUGAAGGUUCAGGAGGAUUUAAGAUGCCAAAGAUGAAGAUGCCCUCAUUUGGAUUCAAAGGACCCAAAGUUGAGGGAGAUUUUGAUGUCAAUCUACCUAAAGGCGACAUUGACAUUGAAGGUCCAGAAAUUGACAUUGCAGGUCCAGAUGGUAAAAUCAAAGGGUCGAAAUUCAAGAUGCCAUCAAUAUCUGGACCAAAGAUCUCUAUGCCUGAUGUGGACUUCAACCUGAAAGGUCCAAAGGUGAAAGGAGAUGUGAAUGUUUCAGUCCCCAAGAUCGAAGGAGACAUCAAAGGUCCAAACCUAGACAUUGAAGGUCCAGAUGGUAAAAUCAAAGGGUCGAAAUUCAAGAUGCCAUCAAUAUCUGGACCAAACAUCUCAAUGCCUGACAUGGACUUCAACCUGAAAGGUCCAAAGAUGAAGGGAGAUCUGGAUAUGUCAGGAAACCUCAAAGCACCCAAAGUAGACAUUGAAGGUCCAGAUGUUGACAUUGAAGGUUCAGGAGGAUUUAAGAUGCCAAAGAUGAAGAUGCCUUCGUUUGGAUUCAAAGGUCCCAAACUUGAGGGUCCAGAUAUUGAUGUCAACCUACCUAAAGCUGACAUUGACAUCAAGGCUCCCAAAAUUGACAUUAAAGGUCCAGAACUUGACAUUGAAGGUCCAGAUGGUAAAAUCAAAGGGUCGAAAUUCAAGAUGCCAUCAAUAUCAGGACCAAACAUCUCAAUGCCUGACAUGGACUUCAACCUGAAAGGUCCAAAGAUGAAGGGAGAUCUGGAUAUGUCAGGAAACCUCAAAGCACCCAAAGUAGACAUUGAAGGUCCAGAUGUUGACAUUGAAGGUUCAGGAGGAUUUAAGAUGCCAAAGAUGAAGAUGCCCUCAUUUGGAUUCAAAGGACCCAAAGUUGAGGGAGAUUUUGAUGUCAAUCUACCUAAAGGCGACAUUGACAUUGAAGGUCCAGAAAUUGACAUUGCAGGUCCAGAUGGUAAAAUCAAAGGGUCAAAAUUCAAGAUGCCAUCAAUAUCUGGACCAAAGAUCUCUAUGCCUGAUGUGGACUUCAACCUGAAAGGUCCAAAGGUGAAAGGAGAUGUGAAUGUUUCAGUCCCCAAGAUCGAAGGAGACAUCAAAGGUCCAAACCUAGACAUUGAAGGUCCAGAUGGUAAAAUCAAAGGGUCGAAAUUCAAGAUGCCAUCAAUAUCUGGACCAAACAUCUCAAUGCCUGACAUGGACUUCAACCUGAAAGGUCCAAAGAUGAAGGGAGAUCUGGAUAUGUCAGGAAACCUCAAAGCACCCAAAGUAGACAUUGAAGGUCCAGAUGUUGACAUUGAAGGUUCAGGAGGAUUUAAGAUGCCAAAGAUGAAGAUGCCUUCGUUUGGAUUCAAAGGUCCCAAACUUGAGGGUCCAGAUAUUGAUGUCAACCUACCUAAAGCUGACAUUGACAUCAAGGCUCCCAAAAUUGACAUUAAAGGUCCAGAACUUGACAUUGAAGGUCCAGAUGGUAAAAUCAAAGGGCCGAAAUUCAAGAUGCCAUCAAUAUCAGGACCAAACAUCUCAAUGCCUGACAUGGACUUCAACCUGAAAGGUCCAAAGAUGAAGGGAGAUCUGGAUAUGUCAGGAAACCUCAAAGCACCCAAAGUAGACAUUGAAGGUCCAGAUGUUGACAUUGAAGGUUCAGGAGGAUUUAAGAUGCCAAAGAUGAAGAUGCCCUCAUUUGGAUUCAAAGGACCCAAAGUUGAGGGAGAUUUUGAUGUCAAUCUACCUAAAGGCGACAUUGACAUUGAAGGUCCAGAAAUUGACAUUGCAGGUCCAGAUGGUAAAAUCAAAGGGUCAAAAUUCAAGAUGCCAUCAAUAUCUGGACCAAAGAUCUCUAUGCCUGAUGUGGACUUCAACCUGAAAGGUCCAAAGGUGAAAGGAGAUGUGAAUGUUUCAGUCCCCAAGAUCGAAGGAGACCUCAAAGGUCCAAACCUAGACAUUGAAGGUCCAGAUGGUAAAAUCAAAGGGUCGAAAUUCAAGAUGCCAUCAAUAUCUGGACCAAACAUCUCAAUGCCUGACAUGGACUUCAACCUGAAAGGUCCAAAGAUGAAGGGAGAUCUGGAUAUGUCAGGAAACCUCAAAGCACCCAAAGUAGACAUUGAAGGUCCAGAUGUUGACAUUGAAGGUUCAGGAGGAUUUAAGAUGCCAAAGAUGAAGAUGCCUUCGUUUGGAUUCAAAGGUCCCAAACUUGAGGGUCCAGAUAUUGAUGUCAACCUACCUAAAGCUGACAUUGACAUCAAGGCUCCCAAAAUUGACAUUAAAGGUCCAGAACUUGACAUUGAAGGUCCAGAUGGUAAAAUCAAAGGGCCAAAAUUCAAGAUGCCAUCAAUAUCAGGACCAAACAUCUCAAUGCCUGACAUGGACUUCAACCUGAAAGGUCCAAAGAUGAAGGGAGAUCUGGAUAUGUCAGGAAACCUCAACGCACCCAAAGUAGACAUUGAAGGUCCAGAUGUUGACAUUGAAGGUUCAGGAGGAUUUAAAAUGCCAAAGAUGAAGAUGCCCUCAUUUGGAUUCAAAGGACCCAAAGUUGAGGGAGAUUUUGAUGUCAAUCUACCUAAAGGCGACAUUGACAUUGAAGGUCCAGAAAUUGACAUUGCAGGUCCAGAUGGUAAAAUCAAAGGGUCGAAAUUCAAGAUGCCAUCAAUAUCUGGACCAAAGAUCUCUAUGCCUGAUGUGGACUUCAACCUGAAAGGUCCAAAGGUGAAAGGAGAUGUGAAUGUUUCAGUCCCCAAGAUCGAAGGAGACAUCAAAGGUCCAAACCUAGACAUUGAAGGUCCAGAUGGUAAAAUCAAAGGGCCGAAAUUCAAGAUGCCAUCAAUAUCUGGACCAAACAUCUCAAUGCCUGACAUGGACUUCAACCUGAAAGGUCCAAAGAUGAAGGGAGAUCUGGAUAUGUCAGGAAACCUCAAAGCACCCAAAGUAGACAUUGAAGGUCCAGAUGUUGACAUUGAAGGUUCAGGAGGAUUUAAGAUGCCAAAGAUGAAGAUGCCUUCGUUUGGAUUCAAAGGUCCCAAACUUGAGGGUCCAGAUAUUGAUGUCAACCUACCUAAAGCUGACAUUGACAUCAAGGCUCCCAAAAUUGACAUUAAAGGUCCAGAACUUGACAUUGAAGGUCCAGAUGGUAAAAUCAAAGGGCCAAAAUUCAAGAUGCCAUCAAUAUCAGGACCAAACAUCUCAAUGCCUGACAUGGACUUCAACCUGAAAGGUCCAAAGAUGAAGGGAGAUCUGGAUAUGUCAGGAAACCUCAACGCACCCAAAGUAGACAUUGAAGGUCCAGAUGUUGACAUUGAAGGUUCAGGAGGAUUUAAAAUGCCAAAGAUGAAGAUGCCCUCAUUUGGAUUCAAAGGACCCAAAGUUGAGGGAGAUUUUGAUGUCAAUCUACCUAAAGGCGACAUUGACAUUGAAGGUCCAGAAAUUGACAUUGCAGGUCCAGAUGGUAAAAUCAAAGGGUCGAAAUUCAAGAUGCCAUCAAUAUCUGGACCAAAGAUCUCUAUGCCUGAUGUGGACUUCAACCUGAAAGGUCCAAAGGUGAAAGGAGAUGUGAAUGUUUCAGUCCCCAAGAUCGAAGGAGACAUCAAAGGUCCAAACCUAGACAUUGAAGGUCCAGAUGGUAAAAUCAAAGGGCCGAAAUUCAAGAUGCCAUCAAUAUCUGGACCAAACAUCUCAAUGCCUGACAUGGACUUCAACCUGAAAGGUCCAAAGAUGAAGGGAGAUCUGGAUAUGUCAGGAAACCUCAAAGCACCCAAAGUAGACAUUGAAGGUCCAGAUGUUGACAUUGAAGGUUCAGGAGGAUUUAAGAUGCCAAAGAUGAAGAUGCCUUCGUUUGGAUUCAAAGGUCCCAAACUUGAGGGUCCAGAUAUUGAUGUCAACCUACCUAAAGCUGACAUUGACAUCAAGGCUCCCAAAAUUGACAUUAAAGGUCCAGAACUUGACAUUGAAGGUCCAGAUGGUAAAAUCAAAGGGCCGAAAUUCAAGAUGCCAUCAAUAUCAGGACCAAACAUCUCAAUGCCUGACAUGGACUUCAACCUGAAAGGUCCAACGAUGAAGGGAGAUCUGGAUAUGUCAGGAAACCUCAAAGCACCCAAAGUAGACAUUGAAGGUCCAGAUGUUGACAUUGAAGGUUCAGGAGGAUUUAAGAUGCCAAAGAUGAAGAUGCCCUCAUUUGGAUUCAAAGGCCCUAAACUUGAGGGUCCAGAUAUUGAUUGCAACCUACCUAAAGCUGAUAUUGACCUCAAGGGACCGAAUAUUGACAUUUCACGUCCAGAUCUCAACCUCAAAGGCCCUGAUGCUAAGUUGUCCGGUGGAUCCCUUGAUAUGGGAAGUCCCAGUUUCAGUUUUGACAAACCAGAUGUUAAGUUUCCUAAGUUCAAAGGUCCCACAUUUGGUAUUAGGUCACCUGAAGUUGAAGGGCCUGAACUGAAUAUUUCUCACGGAAAGAUGGAUGUGAAGGCACCUGAGGUUGACCUUAACAUAGGGGAUGCAAAUAUCAAAGGACCUAAAUUCAAAGCACCAAAGAUCCAUAUGGGAGGCAAGAGCCCCAAAUUAGAUGUUAAUUUGCCAGAGGUCGACAGUAGUGUAGAAGCCCCUGAUGUUGACAUUCAUGUCAAAGGAAAGAAAGGUAAAUUCAAACUACCCAAAAUCAAAGGGAAAGCAAAGAAACCUGAUGUAGAUAUUGACCUUGAAACAUCAGGUGUAGAUUUAAAUGUUGACUCUCCUGAGCUUCACCUGAAAGGAGCAAAAGUAAAGAAACCUUUCUUUGGAAAACUUCAUUUCCCCGAUGUGGAAUUUGAUGUAAAAUCUCCCAAAGUUAAAGGUGAUGGCUCUCUGUCUGGUGGCUUGUCAUCUGGGAGUCUACAAGCCAAUAUUGAGGCACCAGAUCUAAACGUGCAAGUUCCAGAUGUAAAAACUAAGUCUAACAUAAAAUUUCCAGGGAUGAAAAUCAAAGGGCCCCAAAUAAAUGUACCUGAUGUUGAUGUAAAUGUGAACAGGAAAAAUCUGAAAGGAGAGGCAAGCCUUUCAGGAGAUUUAAAAGGUCCUAAGAUAGAUAUUGGAGGAGGGGGAGGAAGAGUAGAUGUUGACUCAAAUGUUUCAGGAUACAGUGGACUACAUUUCCCAGAGGGACACGUAUCAUUCCCCAAAAUCAAUGUUCCAAAGUACCAUGGGCCAGAGAUGGGAGAAGAUGUUGAUGCAGGAUCAAGAGCAGGGGCAGGGGCAACAGUGCGGGGUGGAAAGAUUGAUGUGCAGGCUCCUUCGGUUAGUGGUAGUUCUCCGAGCCUGGAGCUGCACAGUGGUGAGAAAGGAAAGGUCAAGAUGCCAAGGUUUGGUUUUGGCAAGUCAAAAGCAAAGGGAGGUAGUGCAGUGGAUCUUAGCUUUCAGGGGCCGGACGCAGAACUGGGAGCCGGUGGCGGCGUUAAGGGCUCCAAAGAGUUGAGUUUAAGUCAUGGGGAGUUAGUAAGUGGCAAGUUGUCUGUAGAGGGAGGAUCUGGGCAUAGUGUGUCCCCUAAGAGCAAGUCAGCCUCACUGGAUCUUUUUAAGAAAUCAAGGCAUCGGUCUUCCUCUGUGGCGAGUGACGAGGGAGAUCUGGCUGUGUCUUCCCCUUCAAGUCACUUAAGUGCUGAGGGUGGCGACAUCUCUGUAGAUGUUGGGAGGGCCAAGGUGAAAGGAAAGAAGUUAAAGUUUGGCACCUUUGCUGGUUUUGGCUCAAAGUCAAAGGGCUCAUAUGAAGUGCGACUGGGUGAAGAUAGUGAAGAGAGAGUUGAGGCAAGUGGUGUAUCUCUCCCCUCCAAAAAGUCUAGAAUCUCUUCAUCCUCUAGCAGCGACAGUGGGUCUAGAGGUGGUUUCCGUUUCCCAAAACUCGAGUUGUCUGUGUCACCAAAGAAAUGAUGAAUUGUGAGGAUAAUUAUAAACUACAACCCAAUUGUCUGUUCCAUGUACACAACACCCCUAUCUGCUCAAGUUUUUAAACUUGACAGAUGAGUUCACAUCUCAUCUCAAUGUAACAUUACGUGUGUGUUAUUCCCUUCGGGCUUUCUCCACACAUUUUACUUAUUACAUAUGGGGUAGAUGACAUUGUUCAGACUUCAAUUUAACUGUAAAUAAGAUGAAUCUGUAUUGUAUUAUUAAGUAUUGUCUUUUGUACAUAGUCAAAAUUUAUUGAACUUAUUACCAUCUCACCAAAUUCAUACCAAUAGUGCCUCACAUGUUUAGUCCAAGUGUUGCAUUGAAUUCUUUUAAAAAUGCAUUUAGUUAAGAUUAGCUGUGGUAUUUUUGUAUCCAGACGGGGUCUAUUGCACAAACAUCGUUUAGAUUCAAUUGUUAUUUUGAAGAAAAGUAUGUUUAUAUACACAGACAACAACUACUUUUCGUUUUUUUAUGUAUGAAAUGAUUUACAUUUGUUUUGAAGCUUUGGAUAUAUAAUCGUUGCAGAAGCAUAUUUACUCAACAUAGAGCAGGGCCCUGUAUAACAUUCUAUCAAGAGUGACAAUGCUAUUAGAGACCAUAAUUGACAAUAAAAGCAAUAUGUAUGUACUCUAUAAACUCUAUUAACAGCUGUUGUUAAUCUUUGAGAGAGAGAAUGUCCUUUUUAAUUUAAUUUGUAUUUUUUUAAAUUUUAUUUGAUCACUACUAUUUGUCCAUGUUCCCUUCAACACCUUAAAUUAGAAUUCUACUCAAAUGACAAAGUGGUGAAAAAUGGUAAAAAUAGUACAGCUGAUGCCGAAGAAUCCAUUUGUAUUUUUUUUAAAUGUUUUAUUCUUGUACAAUCAAGAGAUGUAAUGUAAAGAAACAGAAUAACAGAAGCAAAUUGUGUUUUUAACGAAGACAUUGUAUUACAUUCAGAUGGAUCUCUCUCUCUCUCUCUCUCUCCCUCUCUCUCCCUCUCUCUCCCUCUCCCCCUCUCUCUCUCUCUCCCUCACUUAAUGUAAGUCUCUGGUGUUUUGGUUAUACUAAAGAAAAUAUAUGACUAUCAUGAAUAAACAGUCACGCUGCAUUAUUUUUUUGUUGUUGCACCUUUUAUAGGUAAACACAUAUCUGCAAUGUUAAUAACAGAGAACGAAAGCUGAAAAUGUCCUCUUUUAUUUGAUGGAGAUGGGAGUUUUGAAUACUAUUUCGAUCAAUUGUGUUUCAUUCUGCAAAAUAAAUCUAAUAAACGGUUAAGAUACCAA
Oncorhynchus mykiss (rainbow trout) is the source of this 17490-nucleotide messenger RNA. NCBI's taxonomy places the organism in Eukaryota, Metazoa, Chordata, Actinopteri, Salmoniformes, Salmonidae. The record is from RefSeq and is a predicted model, not a curated record.